UCGGGGGACAACAUGAAGGACUUGAAGGCGCCUCCUAGACAACUAAAACUAUCAAUGAAGGACAUUCGGUGGCUGUGGAAAGAAAAGGGUUUCCCGAAGGCUGUUAUGGGGAACCCCAACGGAAAACAAGCUCAAGUGAAGACAUGGCGUGAGUUUUGUUUGCAGGCGCUUCACAAAACGCCUUACAACCACUUGUGGCUUCUCGAUGAUGAGAAGGGCGAGGACAGUAUUAAGAAGCAGAACGCUGCCCUUCGCUCUUAUUUUCCGCUAGUGAUGACUGGAAAAAGCGCGUGGGAGUUGGGUAUGGAAUUUUUCGAGAAAUGGGAGACGGGGAGAAUUUUGGCACCCGAGGGGGCGAGGUGGAUCACAAGUAAACGGAAAGUGAAGGGCGUCAGGCCCGGCGUUAGCCACAUUGAAAACGUCAAGUUGGGGCGAAAGGAGGUUGUCUACAACGUCCCCGUCGAGGCGCCCCAAAAGAAAGGAAAGAAGGAGAAAGAGCCUGGUGAUUGGUUUGUCCAGGUCACCGAGCCGGAUCCGCACUGGAAGAGCAUGGAAGCCCUUACCGACAAUGAGAAAUGUCGGUUGCUCAAGAAGGUCCUCAACUGUGACGUUGUGUGGGUGCAAACAAACUCCGCAUCGUUGGCGAAGCAAGGCAAAUUGGGAGUGCGGGAAGCAGUGCACCUGCUCAAGUGCGAUCGCAUCUUGGUGCAAUUGUGGAACUACUAUCAGUUUGUGCACGAAAAUCGGCCGACCGCUGAUUGGACACGUGCGUAUCCCUUCCUGAAGAAGCGGGAGUCGAUUUUGGCAGAGUUCGAGAAGCAGGGAAUGGAUGCCUCGUUGUGGGACGGGAGCAGGAAGCUCGUCAGUGACGCCUCACUGUUCAAGGACUGCCCGCCAUACAUGGGGUGCGAGGACGACAAAACGAUCAAGGCGACGAAAAAACUCGCCCAAAACAAGAAGUUGUUCGCCGACUGGAAGAACAAGGUCCUCUCUGUGCUGACGGGCAGUAGGGCGAAGAGCAUGGAGGUCGCGCUUGUCGAAGGCGUGUUGAGGGUCAGGGAGCUGGAAAAAGCGGUUGGGACCACGAAAUGCCACAGGUGCGUUCUCGAUCUGUGCGAGCCGGUGGACUUCAAACAGUGGACGCCGAAAGCUUUCGAGAGUCUGAAUUCCCUCCUAGAGCAAUUGUUUCCGUCACACUGGACGGUCGUCGCUUUCGUCCCUCUGCAGUGGGACUACUCCUUCAUGACCAGCCUGCGACAUCUGCCCGUUGUGAAGGCAAUGGCAGGGAAGUGGGUCAGGAGGACGCAGCAGAAGAAAAGUUUCCCUGUGGGGAACAACUUGUACUCGGCUGACGACCCCAUGUACAUUCUCUUCAAAGGUGACGAUUCGAGGGAGAAUACAUGUGUCGUCUACGAUGCUAGGUUGUCGGCAGGUAGCGCUGCCGCUGUCGGGGUGCAUCAGAAAGUGACCCCGACAGACAUAUCGGAGACUCCCUUCGACCCUUGUGGGUGGCCGUCGGCCAUGCCUGGAGCUGACAGGAAGGUCUACAAGGACAUGGAGCGGAACCCCGCACAAUUGGCCCAUCUGCUGGAAUUUGUGUGCAAAAAGGGGGAGGGCGUCAUGUUCCUCGGCAAGCCGCACGCGCGAGUCCUGUGGGAGGUUUUGAAGAGCGGCCGACACAUGGUCGGGCUGGAAGGGAAUUAUGAGCUGUUGCAAUACACGUUGGAGUUCCUCAAAAGCGAGGUCAAGUCUGGAGCCAGCCGUUGCGAGUUCGUUUCGAGGAGUGGGAAAUCAACACGCGUUCGGGAACCGUCUACGGACAUGUGGUUCAAGUUGAGCGAGCGGAAGAGGAACAAGAUCUACGAGUUCCUCUUUUUGGAAACGCGGCCCGGGAGGGACAAUGACGCUGAGUACAUGCGCCACAAGGAACACAUGUUGGCAUUGCUGGACAACUACCACAACGCCUCACACAAGAACGCAAAGAACUUCCUCGACCGGCUGGACUGUUUGUACUUCGUCGAGUCCGAGCAGGUGCUGAAGCUCGAGAGUUAUGGUGCCUUGAUCUCCACGGACGACGAGGGGGAGACAGGCAUUGUUUUCGACACCGCUACACCAGAGGAGGACAGCGACAGCGAGGACAUCAACAUCGAUUACCAUCUUGCUCCGGCGUUUCAUGCCCCUGGCUCCUCGUCGGCUGGUCCCUCAACAAGCCAGGCCACCCAGGCGUCACCUGUGCUCACGCUCACCCCAGGUAAGGACCCGAGUAAGCUGGCGGCGAGACUGACGCCUCGGCCGGCCGCCCCGCCUUCAUUGCAUCCCGGGAGCUCAGUUCCUCUGCAUCAUCCUUCUCGCAAGGAUGAUGCCAUUCACUUCGAAGGGCUCGACCGCACUCGAUCGAGCGAGGCGGAUUGGGGCCAUGACAGGAUAUGGCACCCAGGAACUAUCCAGCCGGCAAUCCGGAAGGGCGAGUGGAUCACGGCGCUCAUCAGCGACCGAGGGUUGUGGCAGCCAUACCCGCGCCACUCCAAGGCGGAGUACCUGGAACUCGCGAGGAUUUCGGUGCUCGACAAAGACAAGCAGUGGUUGAAACUCUCGGACGAGUUCUACGAGCUCGACACGAGCCUUUCGAAGGGACGGGUGGAUUGGAAGGUUGGCCCUGCGAUCAGGCCGGAGGGUAGUCCCGGGGGGGCGGGGGGCGGAGCAGGUGGUGGGGGAGGCGUAGCUGGUGGGGGAGGCAUAGGCGGGGGGGGCGUAGGGGAGGGAGGAGAAGGUGGGGGCGACAUAGAGGUGGGUGUCGGAGUGACCCCCUCGGGGACAGCAGAGGGUACCACCGCUUCGGGUGGGGUUUCGCCUAAACACGAGGCCACGCCAAGGGAAGGCGGUGGUGGUGAGGGGGGGGAGAACGUUGUUGGAAAACUGACUGCUAGGUCCGGUAAGGGACCUGUAUCGAAGUUCGCCGGAAUCCGGACGACAUGGAGUGAGGCACCGGGCGUAAGUGGAGGGCCCGCUGACCAUGAUGAGCCGAAGUCUGCUCGGAUCCGGACUUAUUCAGAAAGGGCUCCACAGGUGAAGACUAUUGUGCCGACGGGAGGGGGUACGCACGUGGGGGUAGGAGAGUGGGCCUCGGGAUUCGACAUGGUGUUGGGAGAAUUCCGUGAAUGGCAUGGGAGGGACGGAGGGGAAGAAGGGGAAGAAGGGGAAGAAGGGGAAGAAAGGGAAGAAGGGGGAGAAGGGGAGGAAGGAGAGAAAGGGGGUGAAAAAGGGGAUAUCCACAUUGACGACGAACGGCUGGGCAAUGAGGAGGAUGCCGGCUGCGAGGAGUCUUCUGACUCGUUCGGGCACCUUUACGUGGGCCAUCCGGGGCCUGAUGUCGACAACGAUGCGACGACAAUGGAGAUGGAGACGCAGGUGGUCAGUGACCUUUCAGCAGACCCUGAACAAUAUGAGGUUCAACCGCUGACGGCUGCAGUCGAUCUCCAACACCGUUGCGUUGAGGUUUUCGCUGCUGUGAGCCCGGCUCAACGAAGUCAACAAUUGAGCGUCGUUGAAGUUAUACAUGGGAUACUCGGCGACAAGCAGGUGGUCGGGCAACGGUCUGCAGCGCCUGUCCUGGACGACCUCCAAAACGUCACAACUUUCGUGCCCUCGAACACCGUUGUCUCGCCACCUAACUCUCUGAUACUGGUCGUCACCUUAACCGGGGGUAGGGAGGGGGAUCUAGGGGGCCGGCAACAUGUCACGUCCUUGAAAAAAUCUCAGGUCUGCACUCAAGCUCUCGACGUGCUGGGCUUGCCCGCGCCAAAGUCGUCGACGAAGGAACGACGGGAUAAAGUGGCUGGUAAGUAGUGAUGAACGUCGUGUCGUACGCGCUCCCCAACAAAAAACAUAGCCAAGU
This is a messenger RNA of Chara braunii, 3895 nucleotides long. The record is from the annotation of a GenBank genome assembly. Lineage: Eukaryota; Viridiplantae; Streptophyta; Charophyceae; Charales; Characeae.